Messenger RNA from Danio aesculapii, 7006 nucleotides. It is a transcript of the gene cep170aa, whose product is annotated as centrosomal protein 170Aa. The transcript is spliced from 20 exons. Lineage: Eukaryota; Metazoa; Chordata; Actinopteri; Cypriniformes; Danionidae. Gene Ontology annotation, cellular component: centriole. The record is from RefSeq and is a predicted model, not a curated record. Bases 195 to 4688 code for a protein of 1497 amino acids. Gene Ontology annotation, molecular function: protein binding.
CCGUAUGUCGCCGCUAUUUGUUAGGAAUAACGUUAUUGCUGCUGAGCAACUGAGGCAAAUAGGAGACGUGGGGAUACACACUGGGCUGGGCUACGAAAACCGUUUAGCUGCUGCAUUGAAGCCCGGGAUAAAACUGACAGCGAAAAGAAGAACAAGGGAUGCCGUAGGGUUUGAGGCUGGAGGAGAGCGCAGAGAUGAGCCUCACGUCCUGGUUUCUGGUGAGCAGCGGGGGGACGCGGCACCGCUUGCCCCGUGAGAUGAUCUUUGUGGGCCGGGAUGACUGCGAGCUUAUGCUACAGUCUCGCAGUGUAGACAAGCAGCACGCUGUCAUCAACUAUGAGUCCAGCAGUGACGAGCACAAAGUCAAGGAUCUGGGGAGCCUGAAUGGGACAUUUGUGAAUGAUGUCAGAAUCCAGGAGCAGAUGUACAUCACUUUAAAGAUUGAUGACAAACUGAGGUUUGGAUAUGAUACCAACUUGUUCUCUGUGGUGCGAGGAGAACUGCACGUGCCAGAAGAGGCUCUGAAGCAUGAGAAGUUCACCAGCCAACUUCAACUGGGCAAGAAGCCCACCUGCGCGGAGCCCUUAAAAUCCCCCAAGUCUUCCCCAGGAAAAGCCAAAUUGAGCAAAGCUGCGGAGCCCAUUGCUGAAGCAACAGUCAAACCUGCGGAGCCAAACAAAGGAGAUGACAAGAUGCCAGCAGGUGAUUUAGCUGCCUUGCACAGGGGAACCCCACUGUAUGGACAGCCAUCCUGGUGGGGCGACGGGGAUGCAGAUGAUGAGAACUCCUUCAAACAGGAGAAUAAACCAUCUGGGAAGAAGCAGGAGAACAGCGGAGCUGAAAGCAAAGAGGCCAGGCGAGGCGAUAAAUCAAAGGAAAAUGGUCUGGGGCCUGUAGGCGCUGAGCCCAGCUACUUUGAGAUUCCUAGCAAGGAGGGACAAAUGGCGCAAAACAGCAUCCAUGAGAUCCCAACAAAGGACACUGAGGGUGCCGGGGCCGCAAAAUCAGCCGCAGGCAGUGCUGCCGCACAAGCCAACACCUCAUUCACCAUCGAGUUUGACGAUACUUCCCCAGGGAAGGUCACCAUUAAAGAUCACGUGUCUCGUCCACGGCCUAAAAAAUCAAGUCACGUUGGUGGUAAAGACCUCACCACCCUGCAGGCGGCCAUCAUGGCUUCUGAAAGUAAAGUGGCGGACUGGCUCGCACAGAAUGACCCUCCUCUGGUGAGGCGUGAGUCUACAGAAGAGGACAGUAAAAGCAUCAAGAGUGAUGUACCUGUUCACCUCAAGAGGCUUAAAGGCAGCAAGCAUGAAGAUGGCACCCAGAGCGAUUCGGAGAAUGGUCUGGGAUUGCGGUUUGGCAGCAAGCGCCACGCCGCCUUGGAGGAGCGUUUGAGAGCUGCAGGAGUUGGUCGGGUCAAGACAGAGGGGUCGUCUACAGUGAGCCGCACAGCCUUCAUGAUUGAGUUCUAUGACGAGGACAAUCCUCGAAAGCGCCGCUCGUACUCGUUUUCCCAGACCGCACCACUACUCGGAGGCGUGCCAGGGGAGGGACUUUGCCCUGUGCCACCCUCACGUCCUAAGGUAGCCUCCACAGACGGCAGCAAGGGCAGCAUGUCAUCGUCUCUGGCGGCGGUCGCCCCGACGGCUGCUCGACUUCUGCUAAAACAGAGAUCAGAGGAGCCAAAGGUGGAGCAGAGCCCAGCUGCUACUUGUCAACCCAAGCCCACAGAGGAGACUCCGAAACAAGAUGAUGACCAGAGCGACAAGGGAACAUACACUAUUGAACUGGAUAAAAGCAACCCUGAGGAAGAGGAGGCACGGCGAAUGAUCGAUAAGGUGUUUGGGGUGGAGAACUCACAGAAUCCUGGUUGCCCGGAGAAAGCCGGUGGAAAAAUGAAGGACGGCAAGAAGCUCAGCUCUGCUGCAUCUGAGAAACUUGUGGAAGAUUCGAUUGCAGUCGGCAGUUCUCGCUGGGUUUCACAGUGGGCAAGUUUAGCAGCUAAUCAAACGCGGACAGAUCCAGAGGGAUCUGGAGCCGAACCACCAGCCUUCGUCCAUCAAGAGAGAGAUGGUGAAGCAUUUGAGACCAGCAUCUCCAUCAAGAGCACCGGCUCCACAACUUCCAGCCAAGCUGAGCGCAAAAGAAGGACUCUCCCCCAGCUUCCCACCGAGGAGAAAAUAAAGCGCUCGGAGAUCGGUGAGAAGCAGGACACAGAACCACAAGAAAAAGAAAGCCACGGUGACCAUAAAGGUGAUGGUGAAUGCCUCAAGAGUGUUGUUUCUAGCCAAUCCAAGAGCGCCCAGCAAGAUGGAAAGGCAGGAAAAUCUGUGCGCCCCCUGGGAAACGGAGAGAGACGAACGUCAGAGGACAGCCGCAGGAGGCGUUCAGAGGACAAGAGUAAAGGGAGUGACAGCGAGAGAUCUGGGAAGCCACUGGUGAGGCAGGGUAGCUUUACCAUUGAGAAGCCCAGCGGUAACGUCCCCAUUGAACUGAUUCCUCGGAUAAACCGGCAGAACGGUGGAAGAGAACGCAGUGACUCAGUAGGCAGCAUGGACACAGCAACUCUUCUCAAAGACACCGAAGCUGUCAUGGCCUUCCUUGAGGCUAAACUCCGCGAUGAGAAGAAGUUAGAUCCAAUAACCCCACCUAUCUGUCCACCAGCUUGCCCUUUAUCUCCUGAAUCUGAUAUCGACACAGCCAGCACGGUCAGCCAGACAGCAGCCGAGGGCGACCGUAAGGCGGUUCAGAAGAGAAGAUCUCUCAGCAGCCUUUAUAGAGAAAAGAGCAAUGCAAGCACUGCAUCCAAAACCACAACCAGUGCCAGAGAACGUCUAGAGAGGAAAACCAAAACCAAAACCACAGAAAGCCGCUCUGAUGGUCGGCGUUCAGUACAGACAGCCUCACGUGGCCGCCAGCCGUCCCAAGAUCUCACUGAUGAUGACCAGACGUCCUCAUUAGCCAUCUCAGACAUCCUGUCCUCAGACCAGGAGAUGUACUCCAGCCGCUCUCACACCAAAGGUCACUUCACCUCCACCGAUGACCUUCUGCAGUCCAAGCUUGAUUCCAGCAAAUCCUCGAGGUCUUCAAAGCCCAGCAAAACGCCACAAACUAGCACUGCGGCUCUCGCAAAACAAGCUGGGCUUCCACAGCCCCGUCCCACAAGGGCGUCCCUGUUACGCAGGGCUCGACUUGGAGAUACAUCGGACACCGACCUGGCAGAUGCAGACAGGGUUUCGGUGGCAUCUGAGGUGUCUACCACCAGCUCCACUUCCAAACCUCCAUCAGGAAGAAAGGCACAGUCACGCAUUGACAUGCUAGCACAACCCCGGCGCACCAGACUGGGCUCAUUUUCUGCACGGAGCGACUCUGAGGCCACGGUUAGUCGGACUACAGCGACACGCUUGUCGGCAGAGACGGCGCUUCGGCUGGGACUAAAAAGCACAAAUCAGCCAGCAACAGAAAACAAGCUAACUGCACGCAUGAGGGCUAAUAGUGUCUCCAAGCUAACAGACCCCAAGCCGAAGACAACACCUGUCAACAGCACCCCAUCAGAAACUCAACUUGAGCCUGAAAGUGUUCUGGCAGAGGAGGAGCCCAUGGCUAAUAACCGGUGGAGACGUGUGCCUCCUGAAUACGCCUCUACCUCUGAGGACGAGUUUGGCUCCAACCGGAACUCUCCUAAACACAUCCGCCUGCGGCCUGGCACCACCCUUCGCACCAGCCGGGUUCUGGGGGGUCCCACUCCGGUCACCACCAGUCCUGGGGGUCUGCUUCUGAAAAACAGAAUGAGGGAACAGGAAGAGUACAUACGAGACUGGACAGCACACAGCGAGGAGAUCGCCAGGUUGUUCCCCUGUGUGCGCAGGAUCAGUCAGGACCUGGCGAAGGACCUGGCCAUCCUGGCACGAGAGAUCCAUGAUGUGGCGGGCGAGAUCGACUCGGUCAGCUCCUCCGGCACAGCGCCCAGCACUACAGUGAGCACCGCCGCCACCACACCAGGCUCAGCCAUUGACACCAGAGAGGAGCUGGUGGAGAGAGUUUUUGAUGAAAGCCUAAACUUCCGGAAGAUUCCUCCUGUAGUUCACACUAAAGCCUCAGAGAUCAAUGGCAGGCCAGUGGAGCUUCGGCCCCGGGCCCCGGACAGCCUGGACCCUCAGGCGGCCCUGCGCAGACGCACCUGGAACCGGGAUGAGGUGAGACCGGCGGUGUUGGACAGUUUAUUGCUCACAUCGGUUUCCCAACUGUCUUCCAAAAUCCGACAGUCUGUAGAUAAAACUGCUGGCAAAAUCAGGAUAUUGUUCAAAGACAAGGACAGGAACUUGGAUGAUAUUGAGAGUAAACUCUGUUUGGAUAAUGAAGUUCCCCUUCCCAAAACUUCAAACAAGGAAAUUUCAUCGAUACUAACAGAGCUGAAGCGAGUAGAAAAGCAGCUUCAAGUUAUAAAUGUCAUGGUGGACCCUGAUGGAACCCUUGACGCUCUGACCAGCCUCGGCUUGACCAGUCCAACCGCCCCCAAACCCAGAAUCAGCCCUGGAUCUCAGAGCGGAUGGGCACCGCUGCCCAGUAACGGAACCCCACAACCACCACCAACCAUAACCAACCCUAUCCCAGAAAAACCCAGUGUAGCACUCAACUUCAGCCGCACACACCCCACCGGAGAGGAGAGUGCCAUUGCUAGCAAAUAAAAAAAAACUUUUAGUAAACUGGACUAAUAGAACUACAUACUGUAACUUUUAUGUGUAUGUAUAAUGUGUCACGUGCCCUUCUGCAGGACUCUGUAUGAGGUCUGUCUGUAGUUGUACCCUGUAAGUGUAACUUUUAGGAUCACACACGUGAAUCUGGACUGACUGCUCAGCGAAACCGCACCAAAACACACACAAACAGCUGCAGAUGACAGGAAGCAAGUGGCCAACCAAGCCGAAUGGACUGCCAGACGAAUCCCUCAUGAACGGACUAAAACAACUCUCCAGUGCCUGUCUGCUCACCUCUGAGCUUCGAUAACACGGUUUACCAAACUGAAUACAGAAAACUAUGCGCAACUGUAUUUUGAAAUUUGUAUUUAGAUAACUGUCAUUUUUGAGGGGAAAAUGUUUAAGAUGUUGCAAUUUUGUGCUUUCAAGCUAUUUUAAAUUAGCUUAAUUAUGUUCUUGGAAUUAGUUUUAUUUUUUGGAAUGUAAAGAAGAAUUUGUAUCAUUGGCUAUUUGAAUAUGCAUUGAACUUCUCUUUGCAUCAUUUUAUAGUUUUCAGUUUUCAGAACAUAAAGAGGGAACUUGCAGACUAAUGCAUGGCAUGCACUAAUGUAAAAACUGCGCCCUGGCUAGUUUGUAGUUUUUCGCCAUUACGCUCCCUCGAUCAGCACUAUUGACAACUGAAUCAGCCUUUAAGACCCGUUCAAACCAAAAAUGAUGACUCUAUUAGUAUCAACACACUAUAACAUUCUGUUUAUCAUAAGAUACUGUUUUUAAAAAGCAGUUUUGUCAAUGCUGAUUUAAAUACACAAGGUCUUUAAAGCACGGUGGAUUCUUAUACUGUAGGUAAUGAGUAAUUAUUAUUAUAACUGUUUGUUAUAUCAUGUUUUUAUCGUUAACAAACUUGGUGUGAAUGAGCCACCAAAAACUAUAAAUCUCUAAAUAUAACUACAAUUAGUUUCCACUUAAAAAUUUGUUCCAGUCCGAUGAUUCUGUUGCAUUUAAUCAGUUUUUUCUUUUUCUGGCAGCAUGUAUGUGAUGAAUUUCAAAUUGGUGCCUGUAUUCUGCCGCCCAACAAUGCAACAAGAUGUAAUUUUAUACAACCCACUUUGAGCUGUUUUUGUAUUUUCUGCCUUCGUUUUUGUCAUUGUUUUGCCUCCAGAAAACGCCAAGACAUAAUUAUGACAUCAGCACUUAAAGGGCUUAUUGUCCUUGGUGUGAACAGACGGCAAACAACUAUAGCUACAAUUCUAAGGUAUUAGCGUUCACAUCAAUGCACAAUAGCAUUGUUUGUUAUAAGGGUGUGCUGGAUUUUUUGUCAUUUGUCACUUUAAAUGCUCAAGCUCUCUAACACAGAUUGGAUUCUAAUUGGCUGUUUUUGUUUGUUUGUUUUUUUCUAAUUAUCAUUCCAACAGAAUCAUUCCUCACAUUACAGCUGUAGUGUGGACUCUAAUAAUUUACAUGUAUAACCACUGAUAAAACUUUAUCCUUAUUAUAUUUAUCUUUUUUGGUGUGAACGGGCCUUAAGUGUGUGUACACUAGCAUUCUGCAUUGACGGACGUCUGUGUCUACAUAAGACCUUCUAGCCUUCUUUUCAUGUAACUGUUCCAGCUCUAUGUGUGUGUGUGUGUUUACUGUUGACCGGUUUCUUUCCUUCUGCUGCUUGUCUGUAAUUUUAGGAGGAUGUCGGCGUAAGCCUGAACCACUUACCGGGCCUUUCUGUAGGAAGAGCAUUUCUAGUGUAACUGUAGACUUUAGACAAUAGUGCAGAUAGGUACCUGACAGAAUACAUCCAGUGGGCUUUUCUCUGUUUUAUACAUGUAUAAUGUCACUAAGUGCCCAGUAUUCUCUGCUUGUUAUUAUUAUUUUUUUAUUGUCGGUCUUUGAGGAUGAAAAGACUGGAUUCAUUGUGCUAUGUUUUUUUUUUUUUUUUUUGCACAUCAAAGGCAUAAUGUGACAUGAAUGGGUAAUUCAGGGCUCCAAAAUGGAUUUUGGCACCACUACAUCCCACUGUACUCACUACAAGAUGCCUUUACAGUGGGACGACCCUCUAAAUAAAACAGCCUGUGUGACAGUCUGCCACUAGAGGAGAAGGUGGAUGGCAGAUAAAGUGCAUUGGUACAUUGAUUUUUCCCUUGUUUAUCAUAUCAGUGUUUGUUUUUUUGCUUUGUUUUUUUAAUUGUUUUAAAUGUAUGGUUAAUUUAUUUUUGUUUAGUUCAAUUCUUUUAAUUAUCAUGGCACUUUUUGUUUUUUACAAAAUUUUGCAUAUUCUCAAUAAAGGGGGGAGCAGCAUAUUAAACAACAGUUUUUGUUUA